AUGCAAAAACAACUGAACCUUGGCCAACUAAAAUUAAAGCAGGAUGUGCAAACGCGGUGGAAUUCCACUUAUGAAAUGCUCCAGCGGCUGUUAUCAGCCAAGGAUGCCGUAAUUGCCACAAUAGCUGUAAUGCGACAGGAGCUGGCGCUAAAUAACGACGGUUGGGAAGUUAUAGAAAGCGCAGCGACAAUUUUAAAAUUUUUUUACGACAUAACCGUCGAAAUUAGUGCCGAGAAGAAUGUUUCGCUGGCUAAAGUCAUCCUCCUGUGUGACAUCAUGAAUAAUCAUGUCAAAGCGCACUUAAAUAAUACCAUGCUUCCAACGCGAGUGCAGUUAAUGCUGAAUACACUCGACAACCAGUUAGAAAAGCGUUUCUCCAACAUUGAGAAACACAUAUUGUAUAGCGGAUCCUCGAUUCAAAAAUAA
Molecule: messenger RNA, 426 nt
Organism: Parnassius apollo (apollo)
Lineage: Eukaryota; Metazoa; Arthropoda; Insecta; Lepidoptera; Papilionidae
Source: the annotation of a GenBank genome assembly